UAAAAGAAACUGCCAAAGUGUUCAACCGUACAGAAAGAAGUUCCGCGCUCAACAGUGAAUUACCAGCACGCUCCUCUGGUGAAACAACAUUCGAAACCCCAGCACUUAAAACUUUGCCUUAAUUUUUUUCAAACAAAAUGAAACGAUACUCAGUGCAGGUCCUCUUCGGAGUCAUGGUCGUGGGACUAGUACAUGGAUUUCCCGAACCUCCAGCUGCAAAUCAAUUUGGUGGAGGAUCACAGAGCUCGUAUGCAGCGCCAGCUCCAUCAGGUCCUAGCUACAGCAAUGGUCCUGCCCCACAGUACGGUCCUCCCCCACAACAGCCUGUGAUUCACAAGCACGUCUACGUGCAUGUGCCACCUCCAGAGCCUGAGUAUCCAGAGGCAAGAAAACCAAUUGUGGUUCCACCACCGCAAAAACAUUACAAGAUCGUAUUUAUCAAGGCUCCAUCGCCACCUGCCCCAAGGGCUCCAGUAAUUCCACAAAUCCAACAGAAUGAAGAAAAGACUUUGGUGUACGUCUUGGUCAAGAAGCCCGACGAACAACCUGACCUCGUGAUCCCAACUCCAGCUCCAACUCAGCCCAGUAAACCAGAAGUCUAUUUCAUCCGUUAUAAGACUCAGAAGGAAGAAACUGGUCCAUAUCCAAAUAGUAUAUCUCCACCACCAUCUGGAGAAUAUGGAGCACCACAACAGCCUGCGCUACCACCUACUCCCAGCACAGGCUAUGGAGCACCACAUUGAGUGAUCGAAGUUUGCGGUUUUUGUUGUACCUUUGUAAAAUUCUUUGUUUGUUCUCAUUUUCUUUGUAAUUAUUAUUUUUCUAAUUUCUUUUUAAACAAUAAGAAUAAGAAUUCUGUCGAAUGAUGACAAAUUAUUUUUUAAAAAACACUAA
This is a messenger RNA of Eupeodes corollae, 894 nucleotides long. RefSeq lists its product as uncharacterized. The record is from RefSeq and is a predicted model, not a curated record. NCBI's taxonomy places the organism in Eukaryota, Metazoa, Arthropoda, Insecta, Diptera, Syrphidae. The transcript has 4 exons. Bases 138 to 743 code for a protein of 201 amino acids.